AUGACAAACAAAUUUCAAUUGUUAUGUCAGGAGUUGGUCUACACCGGAAUCGUGACGAUUUCGCUAUUCAUCACAGCUAUCAUUCACCUCUCAUUGACCGCGAGGGCUGACUAUCGAUACGCACUGACCUAUUAUAGCAGUUACUUAGGCACCAGCUUUUUCGGCACUUACAUCGCCGCCGGAGUGUUUGGUUUACUAAACUUCAUCGCAUACGGCGCCGGAACUGCUUUCCUAUUUCUGGAGUGGAAGGGCGAGCGGUCGCCCAACACCGUCACCCCCGCCAACGGCCGCACAUAAGGGGCUCACCAUUGAGUUG
Oppiella nova is the source of this 316-nucleotide messenger RNA. Lineage: Eukaryota; Metazoa; Arthropoda; Arachnida; Sarcoptiformes; Oppiidae. The record is from the annotation of a GenBank genome assembly.